Molecule: messenger RNA, 711 nt
Organism: Eimeria maxima
Lineage: Eukaryota; Apicomplexa; Conoidasida; Eucoccidiorida; Eimeriidae
Product: methyltransferase domain containing protein, putative
Exons: 3
Coding region: 1-711 (236 amino acids)
Source: RefSeq, a predicted model, not a curated record
AUGAAGAAAAAAUUCAUCAAUUAUUCUUCUAUUCAAUGGCAAUGCAUAGAUGUAAGAAAUAGGGGACUACAGAGGGCCUUCUUACAAGAGGAUGGGGGCCCCCCUAAUGAGGGGGGCCCCCAUCAAAAAGGGGGCCCCCUCAAUAAGGGGGGCCCCCCAUUUAAUUUAGUUAUAGAUAAAGGGUUCCUUGAUGCCUAUAUCUCUAUUGAUCAUGAUAAAGGACAAACAGCAGGGGCCCCCCAGACAGGUACUGGUAGUACAGCUACUCAGGGGGCCCCUGAGGGGGGCCCCCCUCAGGGGCCCCCUACAGGGGCCCCUAAUUAUGAUUAUAAGAAAUCAGCAGAAGAAUACUUUCAGGGUGUAUUCGAUGUACUAAAGGAAGGAGGAUCUUUUAUUCUUAUUACUCUUGCACAAGAUUAUAUACUUAAGGAAAUAGUCCGUUUCUUUUUACGUCUCCCUGUAGAGAUAAAUAUAUAUUGUUGUCCCUCUAAGGAAGAAGAAGAAAAAGAAGAGGGGGCCCCUACCCCUCGUCUACAACCCUUUCUUUUCUGUAUAAAAAAGGGUUUAGGGUCUACGGGGGGCCCCGAGGGGGAAAAGAAAGAAGAAGGAGAAGGAGAGAAAGCAACAGUGCCUAGACCGAUGUGCACGCUCGCGGCAACAGGAGGAGGUGCACCAGAAACGUUUCCCGUCUUUGAGUUGCCAAGUGAGUGA